GGCUCGACUGGUCCUUGUGGGCAGCCUGGGCGCCGACAUGGGUCGGAAGCGGGUGUCGGGCGGCGGCGGGGUCGGCCUGGGGCGGGCCCUCAUCAAGGAGCGCAACCUGCAGAACCGGAGCCGGCGGCGGCGGGACCCCUGGCUGCACACGAAGGAGUUGGACGAGGGCGGCGCCUGGGGCCGCGCGGACCCGCGCUCCGUGACGGAGCCCACGGCCCUGGAGGAGUUCCUGGCCACGGCCGAGCUGGCCGGCACCGAGUUCGCGGCGGAGAAGCUGAACGUGCGCUUCGUCCCCCCCGAGGCCCGGACGGGGCUGCUGCCCCCGGAGGAGGAGCUGCAGGUGCAGGCGCGUCACCGGGAGCACCGGGGGGCCCUGCGGAUCCCGCGCAGACCCCCCUGGGACCAGGGCACCAGCACCGAGAAGCUGCAGCAGGCCGAGAGAGAGAACUUUCUGGAGUGGAGGCGGCAGCUGGGGCGGCUGGAAGAGGAGCAAAACCUGAUCCUGACCCCGUUUGAGAGAAACCUGGACUUUUGGCGCCAGCUCUGGAGGGUCAUCGAGAGGAGUGACGUCGUCGUUCAGAUAGUGGACGCUCGCAAUCCCCUCCUGUUCCGUUGCGAAGACUUGGAGCGCUACGUGAAGGAAGUCAGCAGAGAAAAGGAAAACGUGAUUCUGAUCAACAAGGCCGACCUGCUGACGGAGGAGCAGCGCCGCGCCUGGGCCGCGUUCUUCGAGCGAGAAGGCGUGAAAGUGAUUUUCUGGUCCGCUCUGGCUGAAGGCAUCCGGCUGGACCCGAGAUCAAAGGAACCAGCUGAGAGUUCCGAGGAGGGCGAAGACUGGGAAGAUGGGGCCAAAGGCAUGCAGAGGGGUGCCUCUGACCUGGAGAUCCCAGGGGGUGCACGGCUGCCCCCCGACGAGGAAGAGGACGAGGACGAAGAUGAAGACGGGAGUGACGGGAUGAGUGAAGAAGGGGACAGUGAAUAUGAAGAUUGUCCUGAGGACGAUGACCACUGGCAGACGUGCUCUGAGGAUGAUGGCAGCCACGAAGAUGAGUCCUCCGGCCAGAGCUGGCAAGAAAACAGAGCGAGCGGCAGCCUGGAGCAGGAGCCACGGGGCAGCAGUGCCCGUGUGCAGAAUGACCACCACCUCGUGGAAAAGCAGGAAUUGCUGGACCUCUUCAAAGAGAUGCAUUCUGGGAAGAAGGUCAAGGAGGGGCAGCUCACUGUGGGGCUGGUGGGCUACCCCAACGUCGGAAAGAGCUCCACCAUCAACACCAUCUUCGGGAACAAGAAGGUGUCUGUCUCGGCCACACCAGGACACACCAAACACUUCCAGACGCUCUAUGUGGAGCCCGGCCUGUGUCUGUGCGACUGUCCUGGCCUGGUGAUGCCCUCCUUCAUCUCCACCAAGGCCCAGAUGAUCUGCUGCGGGAUUCUACCCAUUGACCAGAUGAGAGACCACGUGCCCCCCAUCUCCCUCAUUUGCCAGAACAUCCCAAGACACGUCCUGGAGGCGACCUAUGGGAUUCACAUCAUACGGCCCCGAGAAGACGAAGACCCCAAUCGGGUGCCCACCUCAGAGGAGCUGCUGACGGCUUACGGCAGCAUGAGGGGGUUCAUGACUGCCCACGGACAGCCUGACCAGCCCCGAGCUGCUCGGUACAUUCUGAAGGACUACGUGCGGGGCAAGCUGCUGUAUUGCCACCCUCCUCCUGGCAUUGAGCCUGCAGACUUUCAGCCACAGCACGAGAAACUGAGGCGCAGCCGGGGGCGACCCGAGGUACAGGCACUGCCCCUGAACCACCCCAAGGCCAAACAGAUCGAGAACGUGGUUGACCGAGCCUUUUUCCACCAAGAGAACGUGUGGGCGCUGACCAGGGGCGUGCAGGCCGUGAUGGGCCGCAGGCCUGGGGGUGCCCCUGCCGGCCAUACUGCGGGCCCUGGGAAGCCCUGGAAGAAACACGGCAACCGCAACAAAAGGGAGAAGGUCCGCAGGGUCACCAAGCACUUGGACGCCUGACGGAGGCCGAGCAGGUGCCUGUGGACGCCUCCCUCCUGACCCGUGGGGCCAGGGGCCGAAGCCUGCUAGUGGCCUGUGCCCCCUGCCAUGAGGGUUGAGGCUGCUGCCUUGGGAACCACCAGCCUCCCGGCAAGUAAACGACACACGGAUGGACGAAGGAACGAGGGAAUGAUGGGAGACACGGAUCUGGUACCCCUCCCCCCCCCCCACAUUCUGUACUUUGAAGAGCCAGAGGGAUGUUUUUGGAAGCGAAUGUGGAAGCGUGUGGGGAGAUCCAGGGCCUGCGCGGGGGCCGGGGCCAUGUCCCCACGAGGUUGGCGGAUCCGGCCAUCGGCUCCCACUGGACAAUGCCUUCGUGAAGGCCGGGUCACCUUUCUGCCCUUACCUCUGGGGCCUGUGACUCUUAGCAAGGCCCCCAGGUAAGUCUCUCAGCCAGGGGCUCGGCGGGUGACAGUGUCCUGCCAGGAAAGGUCGCAGAGACGGGGCUGCCAAGGAGAGCCUCGGAGGGCCCCCACCCCAGCCCCCUCCUCCAGGGGAAGGGGAGGAACAAGGAAGUGCCUCAAGAUAAGCCCUGGCCCCAGGGACAGACGGCACAGGUUCCCAUCUACUACAGAUCACUGUCUUUAGACAGGGAGACUGUCCCUGGUCCCCCAGCCUCUGGGUCUCUACAUUAUGUGGAGCCUCCUCAGCUCACAGUCCAGGAUGUCAGGAGGAAACAGGCAGGAUUCCCUGGGGAACAGGAUUGGGUCUUGAAUCCAGGCCCCGUGAUCUGCCAUUGGGGGUGUCCUCAAAACGAGCGCUUCGGGGGGGGGGGGGGGGGGGGGGGAGGUAAAAAAGCGCUUCCUGCCCAGGGCCAGGAAGGGGGAGAGAAAAGGACCAGACAAGGAUUUCUCAGGUUUGGGUUCCUGGGGCUAAGACAGACUGCCAGUGGGGCCCAGUCAGCCCCAAGUGUCCUGUUCUCAUCCCAAAGGGUUGGAGGGGGAGGCUAGAGCCCAGAGUGUGGGCGGACUGGCCAUCUUAGAGCCAGGGGCAUCUUGUGCCAAACACGGGGACACCAAGACCAACAAAAGCUAGGCUGCCACCCUGCCCCCUCAGCAUCUUUCUGGUCCGGUCCAUGGGCAUCUCCUGCCCGGGUGGCUCUCUUCCCUUUGGGUAACUAAGGCUCAGAAGGCCUCAAGUUGUCCCUUUGGGGCUUCUACCACUGAACCUAGUGGGGGACACAGAUGCCACCUCAUUGGACAGAUGAGAAAAAUGUCCACGGCGCUCACCACAUUGAGGUGUUGGACAGUCUUCCCCAGACCUGCUGGCUCCUACCCCAGUGCUGCCCCCCUGUCCCCUAACAGUAACCUUUGACAUACCUGGAGGCAGCAAGGGCAUAUCCAGCACCUGCCCUUCUUGGGAUAAAUACGCCCAGCUCCUUCAGCCAGUGCCCCGGGCACAGAUGAGACCUUCUGGACCUGGCAACAUCGUGUUGAGCUGGAGGUGGCCUCCGCCAGCCUGGGCACUCCAGGGUACCACUGAGAGCAGCUUAAAAGUUUAAAAUGUCUGUUCGUUAAAAAAAGAUUUCGUUGUCCUCCACAAGAGAUUAAGCAAGUUGAAUCUUUGCCUCUUUCCCUUUCCCCUUAACUGUUCUUAAAGGAAGGUAUGGACCCUUAGAUACGUGAUGCUUAAUUAUUAAGCGCCUGCUGGGUACAAAGUGCUGUUCCCAGGGAGAGGAAGCAGAAAGAUAUGGGAAAUUGGGUGUUCUCCCAAGGGGAAUCUUAGACAGCUGGAGAGCUCUUGGGCUAUUUGACAUGGGCAUCAUAUUUGAAUGCUGGCAUCAGGAGCAUAGGUGCCAGGCUGUUAUCCUGCAGAUAAUCUCAGAAUGAUUGGAAUGGGGAAGGUUUUGUGCCAUUGUGGUGACUAAUGUGUCUUGGAAUGGAAGAGGACUUUUCUCCCUUAAGGAAGCAAGUUCCCAUAGAGAUGACCCUAGAAGAUUGCCCAGAGUGCACAGCACUUCAACCAGAAGGACCGGUUAAAAGGGAUUGCCCCCUUUGUCAUGUCAGUCUUUUAACAUUUUCUUUCAUUUUGAAAUUAAAAAACCCACUUCCAUACAUGCAGCACAAUCUUAAAAAGAGCUCAAAAACAAACCAUGAAUUUCCAUUUCAUGCUAUUUUUCUAAAACUAAUAAACACCUUAUUUUCAA
This is a messenger RNA of Sarcophilus harrisii (Tasmanian devil), 4202 nucleotides long. It is a transcript of the gene LSG1, whose product is annotated as large 60S subunit nuclear export GTPase 1. Gene Ontology annotation, cellular component: cytosol. Gene Ontology annotation, biological process: ribosomal subunit export from nucleus. Bases 38 to 2017 code for a protein of 659 amino acids. Gene Ontology annotation, molecular function: GTP binding; GTPase activity. Lineage: Eukaryota; Metazoa; Chordata; Mammalia; Dasyuromorphia; Dasyuridae. The transcript is spliced from 14 exons. The record is from RefSeq and is a predicted model, not a curated record.